This is a messenger RNA of Tremella mesenterica DSM 1558, 1503 nucleotides long. RefSeq lists its product as uncharacterized. The transcript is spliced from 5 exons. Gene Ontology annotation, biological process: DNA replication, synthesis of primer. Gene Ontology annotation, cellular component: alpha DNA polymerase:primase complex. The coding region runs from base 1 to 1503 and encodes 500 amino acids. NCBI's taxonomy places the organism in Eukaryota, Fungi, Basidiomycota, Tremellomycetes, Tremellales, Tremellaceae. The record is from RefSeq and is a predicted model, not a curated record.
AUGUUCAAGCCCAGUACACGACAUAAUAUCCCCGCAGGUUCAUCUUCCGCUGCUCUAGAGGUUAAACUCAACAAAAGGCAUUCCGCCAUCGGGGAGCAAGAGCAAAGCUCGCGGUACAGGCAUCGACUUAACUUGCGAGUACUCAUGACACUGCUUUCUCCUUUACUGAUACCCAGUUAUUCGAAACCUCCUUCAUUGGACAUAACGAUAGAUGAAUUUGAAUCAUUUGCUAUUGCUCGUUUACGCGUUUUGUCAUAUAUCGAAUCUCUCUCUCAUCGGUCAUUACCAUAUCAACAAUUCUCCUCUACCGUCGCUACGUAUCUAAAGCAACAUUUACCUCUUGCAAGUAAUACAGCUCGGAAUGUCGAUUUGGAGGCUGAGAGACGGAAAGACGAGAUUGGACAUUGGGUUUUACGACUGGCUUUUUGUCGAAGUCCGGACUUACGUGCUCGGUUCGUUCGAUCAGAGGUCGCAUUGUUCAAACAUCGUUUCGAGACUGAUGAUUUUGUCGAAAGAGCUGAUUUCCUUCGUUCUUUGAAAUUCGACUGGGAAUUGGUGGACGAGACUGAGAAAAUGUCUUUGGCUUCUCAAUUACGGACUUGUCUGGGUCAAGGGAAAGAAGACACUUUCAAAGUUGAGAGUUGGUUCAAAGUACCUUGGUGGACAGUACCGGAUCUGGUGGGAAGUAGGAGGGUGUUUAUAAAAGGUGGAAUGGCGUAUGUUCCACAGAGUUUACAAUUGUCUUUAGUACUACAAGCGUUUGCCAUGCGUCUGGAACGAGCGUUAGAGAUCACAGCGAAAAACCUUCCUAGAUUAGACGAAGAUGAACGACUAGGUCCCGUCAUUGAACAUCUAGCAGCAAGCUUUUUAUCCGGUAUCGGUACAAGCGAUUUCCAACCAUCAGAAAAUAACGCCGCAGUCACUGCUGAGAUGGUUGAUGAUGUCGCACGUAAACAUUUCCCACCAUGUAUGCGAAAUCUUUACGAUCGUUUGAAAAGAGAUUCACAUUUGAAACAUUUCGGAAGGUUACAACUAGGUUUAUUUUUGAAGGGGAUUGGACUUCCUUUAGAUGAAGCUAUUGUAUUUUGGAGAAAAAUGUACGGAUCAACAAUGUCGGAUGAUAAAUUUAAUAAAGAGUAUAAAUAUAAUAUAAGACAUGGUUAUGGACAAGAAGGAAAACGUACUAAUUAUCCUCCUAGAAGUUGUCAACAAAUCUUAACUCAAAAUCAACCCGGUACUCAAGACACACACGGUUGUCCAUUCCGACAUUUCUCACCUGAAACACUUUCUUCUUUCUUAUUAUCAACCUACCCAACGCUCGACAAAUCUUCAAACGAUUUUAAAGAAAUUAUGGAUUCUGUGAAAAAUAGUCAUUAUCAUUUAUCAUGUACAAGAGUGUUUGAAUUGACUCAUGGGAUUAAGAAAGGUGAAGGUUUAGGUAAUGGUGAAAGUGUUACACAUCCUAAUAAAUGGACGGAAAGGAGUAGAGAUUUAGAAAAGUGA